This is a messenger RNA of Chanos chanos (milkfish), 1477 nucleotides long. It is a transcript of the gene ccdc97, whose product is annotated as coiled-coil domain containing 97. The transcript has 5 exons. Lineage: Eukaryota; Metazoa; Chordata; Actinopteri; Gonorynchiformes; Chanidae. Bases 389 to 1402 code for a protein of 337 amino acids. The record is from RefSeq and is a predicted model, not a curated record.
GUAUUUGCGGAAUGCCAUGCUUUCUUCAUAACAAUAUUGUACUGCCAAGAAUCAGAUCACAACAAGGUAGUAAGCUAACUCGUAAGGCUUUUGUUUUCCCCGGGUUUUAUUACUUGGUUCAUGUUUUCUAGGUAGUAUCAGUAACGUCAGCAACUUAGACUGUUUACUCUUUUUUUCUAACCUUAGCUCGUAACGGCUUGACAUGCUGUUGUACACUUUUUGAAUACGUUGUUGGCUCUCAAUCUGUAAGUCAAUUAAUCUCCAACAUUUCUUCAAAUAUACUUGGGACAAAACUGACAUGACAACGACGUAGCCAAUUUCGAAUGUCAACAUUUGUUUACGGCACCGAAAUUCCUAUGGGUUACUGCGAUUAACAUUAGCUGUCGACAUGUGGGGUGAAAUUGAACCAAGUUCCAACCCUGGCCCCGUUUUCAGUUUCGAAAAACCUGUUUCUACGGGUUCACACGUUGAUGCUCAAACUGAUCUAGAUCAAACUGAUCUUGGUGGUUCUAGAUCGGAUAUGGGUUGUUCGAACGAAGCACAUCUCAAAGACCAGAUGGAUUGUUCCAGCGAACUAUCCUCUAUGAUUGAAGCAGUAGCGGUCAGUGGGUGUCCAGUGAAGAGCCAGCAGCUAGGAGAGCCUGACCUAACCAUGGAAGAGAGAAGAGAAAUCUUAAUGACGCAGUACAAGACCAAGCCUCUUGUUUUCCUAGAGCGUUAUCAGACACACCUUAAGCCGGAACACCUAGGGGCUUUCUCUCACCUCAGCACGGACUGCAGGGCCCAGCACUACUGCAAGGAGGUACAGAAACGGGCGUCCAGUCAAAUUAACAGCACAAGAGUCCGUAACCAUCGCUACGGAGCUCUAAGAGCUUUACAGCGGGAGGGUCAAUACUUUAGCGAGGAGCAGAUGCGCUUUCGAGAGCCCCUAUUAUAUGAACAGUACAUUGGACAGUACCUCAGUGAGGAGGAGAUUCUCCAGCGUUCGCAGGAAGCCAUGCAGAAGGGAACUGGGGGUCUAGCCGACUUGCUCAUCGACUCCUACCAGGAGAGAGUGCUCCAGAGUCGUCUACAGGAGGAGCAGGACAGGGAGGAGGGAGCUGAGGAGGAGUCUGAGGAUGAGGAUGGUAACGGUGAGUCCAGGGAGCCAGCGUGGGAGCCAACCCCCGAAGAGAAAGCCAUGCUGAGGGAGGAGUUUGUGAGUCAAAUGCACCAGCGGUUCCUGGAUGGCAAAGAUAAGGACUUUAACUACAGUGAAGUGGAUGAAAACCCAGACUAUGACAACCUUGACAUCGUUAGCCAUGAUGCAGAGGAGCGUUACUUUGAUGAGGAUGAGGAGGAGGAGGAGGCAGACGAGGAGGAGGAGGAGGAGGAAGACGAGGAGGAUGAGAAGAUGGAAUAGUAUAUGUAUUCAGAAUUGUAAGACAGCAGUAAGUCAGCAGAUUAUGAAUGCUGUUAUGCUGAUCAAAAGAAAGGU